GACGAAAAACGCGAAAAUUGAUGAAAACUCGUAAAUUCAUGGCAAAUAAUCCAAAAAAAUCGUUGAAAACUGCGUGAAAAAUCGUAAUUUUUGUAUGAAAAUUAAUUUCCAUUGAAAAUCCUCCGAAAUAGCAAAAGGACCGUAAGAAAUUUUCCGCAACAUGGAAAACACGGAAAAUGCGUCCCAAAAUGCGACGCAAAAGCAAGUGCCACAACAACAAAUGCCAGCAGGAGUGAGUAAUGCAGAAACAUCGGUCAAGAAGUUGAUCCCGUUAAAAGGACUAAAGAAAAUUAACCCGGCACUCUUGAAAAAUGUCAAAGAUGCGAUGAUUAGUGCAGUUGCCAAGUCCAAAAUUGUGAAUAGUGAUGCAAAAACAACAACAACGUCAAAAACGCAAGAAAUUGUUCAUCAAAAACCACCGAAAAAGGAUGUGAAAGUGAAAAUUUUGAGUGUUGAGAAUCCGCAGUUGAACGUAAAAGAUCUUUUUCCGAAUUUGACGUUGCCUGAAGCUCCAAAAGUUCAAAAUUCAGAAGGAACUGCGUCAAAAAGUGAAAUGGCGAAGGUUUCAAAGCCAAUUCGCAGUGGAGCUAGUGAUGCCGUCAAAUUAGCGCUCGCUAAAAAACUUGCCAAUAAGAAGCUCGUAGCAGCUGCCAUCAAAAAUAAGUCUACGAGAAACGUCAAACCACCACCAAAAGAUCCUCCAGUAGUCGUUGAGCCGUCUAGCGAUAUGGAAAUUGAUCAAACGAUAACUUCUGUGAUGGACGUGCCAAGUACGUCGGGUCAUAUUGUGUAUGCCACCGAAUCUUUGACACCAUUAACGCCUUCGAAAAUCGAUAUUAGCUCGCUUCCCGUGAUAAUUGACGAUGGAACUCUUGCCCCAUUGAUCGUCGUGCCGCCCGCAGAGAAUUUUCAGCAGCAGAAUUUCGUUGUUUCGACGCCAUCCAGCGUCAAACGCAAAAUUUCCUUCAGCAAUGAGUCAGAUUCGGAAGUCAUUUUGAAAUCGCCUGCUAAAAAUCGUGAAGUUUCGGUGGCAAUUAAACAACCAGGUGUUGUACAAUUAGAUCCUCCAGUCAAAUUUCAUCAAAAAAUUGCGUCACCAGUAAAAAUCGAGAAAAAAUCCGAAGCUAUCGAUCUUGGCGAGUACACGGUCCAUCGUGGUGGUAAUCCCACAAUUCGAUCACCUUCAUCGAAUAUUCGAGUUCCCUUUGAAAUCCAUGGAGACACGAAGCGGAGAAUUUGUUUGACAAAAAUUACGACUUCUGAUCCGCAACUCAAGCAAAAUGUGCUGCAGGGAUGUCGAAAACUCGUAAAAUCCACAUCAACUCCCUUCGUGAAGAUCAAAGAUGAACGAGACUCGGACGAUGAAUUGCAUGGAUUCACGUCGGCGGAGAUCGAGGCAUCGAAACGCAUGAUGGAAAGUCGUUUGGGGUAUCUUAAACGCAAUUCGGAGGGAUCUUCAGAGAAAAAUAAAUCCACGGAAGAACCAAAAGUGAAACCAAAAGUUGUGGCAAACAUCAAAUCUAUGCUAAAAAACUCUUCGCUGCAGGAAAAAUUGAAGCAAGCAGUGGAGGCAAAUAGGAAAAAUAUGGUGGAGCUUACGAAGGAACCUGACAAAGUCACUGAAAAGUCACAAAAAAAGACGAAACAGACGGAAAUUAAAAAUUGGUUGGUGAAAAAAGCUACAGAAGUGCAAAAAUCUGAAGAAAAGUCUAUAAAAGAGGCUUUAACUCCAGUGAAAAUCGUUUCAAAUAAAAGUUCACCAAAAGUCAUCCCAGUCGUGAAUUCCAGUAUAGAAGAGGCGAAAGUCAUCAAGAGACCCAUUGAACGUUCAAGAAAGCAAUCAGAAGUUUGUGAGAGUCCGUUAAAAUCUUCUACAGAAGAUAUAAAAAUUUCAAAUAAAUCCGUUGAACGAUCAAGAAAAGGCUUAAAAACUGAUGAAAGUCCGUUAAGAGUAGAAAAAUCGUUUUCAGAAGAGCUCAAAGCCAUUGACGAAACAGUUGGACGUUCAAGAAAACAUUCAGAAACCCUUGGAAGUCCUCGAAAACGAGAAAAUUCUGUUUCAGAAGAAAUUAAAGUGAGUCAAAAGCAUGUUGAACGUAUACGAACACCAUCAAAAUCUACUGAAAGUCCUUCAAAAAGUCAAAAUUUAGUUCCUGAAUCCGUUGAACGUUCUAGAAAAUCCUCAAAAACCAGUGAAAGUCCGUCGAAAUGUGAAAAAUUAUCAAAUGAAAUAUCAAGUAGGUCGCGAAAAAAUAGUGAAAAAAUCGAUGAAAGUUCAAAAAGUAGGAAAAAAUCAAUUUCUGAGGUGAUUUCAGAGGCAAAAAGUGAUAAGAGUCCAUUAAAAUCACCAGAAAAAGUGACAAAUGAGGUUCAAAUUGACUCCACGCCACAAUCGCCGAACGUUAAAUCAUCUCUGCUGGAUAUUCGCGAGAAAUUAUCACAAUCUCUCGGUUCAAUAUCGAGUGCAAGUUCAUCAAAUCCCGAAAUUAGCUCAAUUUUGGAACUGCUGAAGCAAGAUUCACUUUUAAAUGAUUUUGUAAAAUUUGCUAAGGAGAAAAUGGUGAAGACUGGAUCUUCCGAAGUGGAAAAUGUUGAAAGUAGUGAAAAGGAAAAAUCAAAAAUUGAUCAAAAUAUUGCUAGUCCUUCAAAAAAUCAGAAAAAAUCGCAUGAAAAUGUUAAAAGAACAAAAAGUGUAAGUGAAGAAAUUAAAAGUCCCGUUCACGAAAAAUUAAAAAGUCCAGAAAAAGUUCAAGAAAAGCCAAAAGAAAUCGAGUCUGAUGACGAUUCUCGUGGAUUUGACGAUAAUUUCUGUUCUAGACCAGAAUCGCCUGUUGAUAGAACGGAAGAAACAAAAGUCGAUAAAGUAGAUUUGCCAAGUUCAAAGAAGACUGACGACAAUGAAGCAAAAAAAUCAAAGGAAAUUUCACAUGUGACAUCUCCAAUCAAAGUUCCUACACCUGUUGAACCGGAAAUUAAGUCUCCGAAAAAGGGUUUGGUAGAAAAUAUUGUUUUGGAGUCACAAAAAUCUGAAGAAACAUCAACAAAAACAGUUAUCGGCUCACAACGAAGUCUUUCAAUAAACAGAAAUAGCUUGCCAAAAACACUGAAACCAAAGAAAAAGUUCACUCCUUUGAUCCCAAAGGCGAGAAUGAAGGGAAUUUUGUCUAAAACAGUCAAUAAAGAUGCAAAAGUAGCAGAAAGUGAUAAAGAACCUGUAAAAACUUCGGAAAUUUUAAAUCCAGAAAUCGAAGAUUUAUCAGAAAACUCGAUUUUAGUAGAAAAUUCCACAGAAAAUCCUUCGAUAGAAGAAGGUAAAAAGUCUUCUGAAGAAAAUAAAGAGCUAAAAGCUCAUGAAACAUCAGAAAAAUCCGUAUCGCAAAGACGUCGAUCGAGUUUAAAAUCACCAACGAAGGAAGCUGAAGUAGUUUGUGAUGAAAAAAGAAGAAAAUCUAGCACUUCAGAGCAAAAAAUUUUGCUAGAAAAACCUAAAAGUGACUUAAAAAGUUCUGAAACACCAAAGAAACAACAAACAAAAGAACUUUUAGAAGACAAAAUCCUAGAAAAUGGCACAAAUUUACCAGAAACUGUCGUUGAUGAGCCGAAAAAUGAUCAAAAACUUGAAGAUUUAAACUCAAAACGACACAAAAGUAAAAGUACCGACCCAAUAAAAGAACUUUCAUCGAAAAAUUCAACUGAAAAUGAACCAGAAACCAGUCCAGUUGUUCCUGAACGUCGAAAAAGUCGACUUUUAACGCUACCCGAAGCAAAUAUUUCGAGCAAUGUGACUGAUUUUGACUCCUCCAUGGCUGAGUUUAUGGCAGAAAAUGUUGUUACUGAAAAGAAAAUGCCUGAAAAAGAAUUAAAAAUUGUUGAUGAACCUCCAGUGGUUGAACAAAUCGAACCAGAAAAAUCAAAAGAAGUGAUUGAAAUCGAUUUACCAAAAGAAAUCCCUUCAGAAAAACCUGAAUUAACUGAAAAACUCGAAGAAACAGCUCAAAACGAAGAAGUUGAAACACCAAAAAUACCGGAAACUCCUGUGUCGAAAAGAAGAGGUCGUCCAAAAAAAUCAACUCCGAUGGAAACUUCAACUCCAAAGGCAGGAAAGUCCUCUGAACCUGAAUUUCCUGUUGAAUUUGGACUUUUGCGACGCAAAGCAGCGACUCAAGCCGAUCAAAAACGACGAUCUAAGUCGAGUAAUGAGAUUCCGUCUACUCCUUUGCCUUCUGAACCCGAAAUUAAAGAAGAAUCGACGCCAACAGACACGCCAAAGUCACGUCGAGGCAGAAAACGAAAAAAUGAAUCAACUCCAAAAACGAUUCCUGCCGAGGAAAACAAUUCUGAUGACGACGACGAAGAACCUCUGAGUGCCUUGUCGAAAGGAAAACGAAAAAUUGACACUUCCACUCCAGCUCCUGCCCCAAAAAAGCACAAAGCUGACACGGAUUACACUUGUAGCGCAUGCAACCAAUUCAUAGAACGGAAAAAGUGGCUUAAGCACUUAAUUCAACACAACGGACUUGCAUGGCGCAUCGAACUGGAUCCCCCGAUUGACAUUGAAAAUGAAAAUGUCAAGUUGAAUACGAUGAUCCGCUUCCAAAAAGAACGAAGAAUUCCCGUUUUAACGUGCGAAAAAUGUGGCGAACAGAAGAAAUCAGCACUCGGUUUGAUUGGCCACCUGAAAAAAUGUGGAUUGGCACCGGAGGAACUCGACAAAGUAAAGAUCAAGUGUGAGCAUUGCGGUAGUUUAUGCAUGUCCUAUAGCAUGCCGAUCCAUUUGAGGAAUCAUUGUCGCGUUUUGAAGGAACGAGAAGCUGAGGAAAGGCAAAAAAUGUUGGCAGAAACUGCUCCGGUGGUGAAUGAAGAGCCAGAAUUUAAUGAUUCGGGAAGAGUUAAACGACGAGCGGUCAAAAAAGCUGAGGCAUUACUUAAAGGCGAAAGUAAUUUAGAUUUCAAUCCUGAUCAGUUCAUAAUCGGAAAGAAAAAACACAAAAUCAACGUCCGCACGAUCAACAAAUGGCAAAAAAUCCUAGAAGAAGGUGAUUUAAUUGGUUGUUACCACAACGCCGAUUGUCAAGUCAAAAGCAAAUCUAUCGAGGAAGCGACUCAACACCAAGAGACUUGCGAAUUUGCCAAUUUAAUUUAUUGCGCCGCUUGUUGCUUCCGUUCCAACAGCCGAAAUGAAGUUUUUGAACAUGUCAAAGCGAAUCACGGUCCCGGCGAUGAACGAAAAUUCUUCGAAGACGAGGACUCGGACGCAUACGAGGCAAAAUCUGACAAUGCUGAGAGUGAAAGUGACAUUUCCGAAGGCGAAGAUGAAUCUGAUAUCGAUACGCCGACGGAAAAUGACGGCUCGGACGUGGAAAAUACGAGAAAAGCAAAUAAACGUCGUCGAAUCGAAGAUCAAAGACAUUUGGCGAGAAGUAAUGAUGUUGGGAUGAACCCGAAAUAUCAAAUGUUGCGUUACAUGACGUUUAAAGAGUUGUCACAGUUUAAGUCAGCAGCUGAUUUGUUGAUAGAAUUCUACAAAGAAAAUUACUCACUUGACGGUUUGUAUCCAGAAUUGAAGCCGAAGCAAAUAAAAAUUUUAGCAGCAAAGGAAAAAAUCGCUUAUGAGCCUAUAAUUCGUUCAUCAAUGAAAUAUUUCAUUCAAACAGCUUCCAAAUACAGUCCGGAUCCCAUUGCAAUAAAAGUUGAAAACGAUCAAUGGAAAAGUUUGUCACUUUAUGAAUCUUCUACAACAGACUCGUCAAUUCUGUUUGUCGGUGGUUCGGUGACAUCAAUGCAGUGGCUUCCGUUCCCCGAUUCCUACAACGGACCUCAAAUACUAGUCGUUACCAGCAAAAGGGACCCAAAUAGUUUCAUGAGUUACGCAAAAGCUGCUCCCGAAACGUCUUUUAUUCAACUUUGGUCCUUUGAAAAAUCAUCUCGGACAAAGACAAAUGCCAAAAUAGGCGAAAAUGUGUCGCAUUUGUACUCAAUCGCUAUUGAUGAUGGUCCAAUUUGGGAUUUAAAAGUCUGUCCGAGUGGCGGUUACGUCGAAAAUGAACGUUUAGGAUUAAUUUCCUGCACAAGUAUUUCUGGAAAAGUUUUUCUUUAUGCCCUGCCGUCGCUGGAAAACAUUAAAAACGGAAAAUCUGACGGAACGAUGAUUAAAUUAGAGCCUAAUUUAAUUCUAGAUUCCGGAAUUACAGCUGAAAAUGUUUUUGGAUGCAAAAUUGCAUGGAGUCGUCAGAAAAAUCAUUCGUUACUUGCUGCUGGAUUCUCGAAUGGAGUGAUCGCUAUGUGGAAAUUAGACACAAAUUCGUCUCUUCUUCGAAGAAAAUCAUCAAACGGAUUAAUUUUGUCUCCAAUUCAGACAUUUGUGGCACAUCAGGAAGCCGUUACUUGUCUCUGCUUCCAUCAUUCGUCAAAUGGGGACUAUUUACUGAGUGGAAGUCAAGAUCGUCGUUUAAAAGUGUUCCAAUUGAAUAACGACACGGAGCCAUUGGAAAUUUUCAUUCUCAAAUGUCCGAGUCGUGUUUCAUGCGCUGAUUGGCCCGUUAAUUGGAUCGCUUUCUUCUACGGAAGUGACAGUGAAUUUUCCUAUCAACGCAGCGAACUUAAGCUCAAAAACCCGAAUGAGCUUGGACCGUUAUUGGAUUACGGUUCAAUGUGCAAUAUCUCAAGUACAAUCACGGAUGUCGCGGUAAAUGAGUGGAAUGACGUCAUUUAUUACGGAUCGGUAGCUGGCGAAGUGCUUGGAUGUUAUCGCCCGAAUUAUCUUCUCACUACUGGAACGGAAAAAACUAUCGAAAGAUAUGUCUACAGUUUCACCCAACUUUGUCCCAUCUCAAAAUCAACUGAACAAGGAAUCGUUUUUUCCGACUUGAGUAACAAAUCAUCAAUUGUCGAAAAGAAAACCGUUUGUCAAAACACUCGCAAGGAAGAUAUUUCCCGGUUGCCGUGUGAAAAAGUCAGCAAAAUCAUAAUUAACCCGAAUAAGUCAUAUUCUAAAUAUUACGCUGUUGGUUACGAGUCCGGAUUCGUGCGAAUCAAGAAAAACUCGGCAGACGACAAAUAAAGGUCGAUAAAGUAGAGAUGAACUAUUUCUAGUGUACGAGGUCAAUAAACGUCCUUGGCCGAGAAAACACACUUGUUAGGAGUGACACACAUUUUAUAUUUUUAUCAAAGUUUUUACGAUGAUAUUGACACGUUUUUUUCUGUAAAAAAAAAUUUCUAAAUAUGUAAAGUUAUUUAACUAAUAAUUAAUUAAUUAAUACGUACGUUAAAAACUGUAAGCUUUUUAGGAUGUAAGUAAUUUAUAUAAAUAUGGAGAUAAA
Messenger RNA from Culicoides brevitarsis, 7319 nucleotides. Its product is annotated as microtubule-associated protein futsch. Gene Ontology annotation, cellular component: transcription factor TFIIIC complex. The record is from RefSeq and is a predicted model, not a curated record. Bases 161 to 7060 code for a protein of 2299 amino acids. Gene Ontology annotation, biological process: transcription by RNA polymerase III. The transcript has 10 exons. Lineage: Eukaryota; Metazoa; Arthropoda; Insecta; Diptera; Ceratopogonidae. Gene Ontology annotation, molecular function: protein binding.